Messenger RNA from Nerophis ophidion (straightnose pipefish), 1379 nucleotides. RefSeq names its product proteasome 26S subunit, non-ATPase 6 (gene psmd6). Gene Ontology annotation, biological process: proteasome-mediated ubiquitin-dependent protein catabolic process. Lineage: Eukaryota; Metazoa; Chordata; Actinopteri; Syngnathiformes; Syngnathidae. The coding region runs from base 125 to 1294 and encodes 389 amino acids. Gene Ontology annotation, molecular function: protein binding. The record is from RefSeq and is a predicted model, not a curated record. Gene Ontology annotation, cellular component: proteasome regulatory particle. The transcript is spliced from 8 exons.
UUCCCUCCUCGUUGACUGACAGUCGGGCGGAAACACCGAGUCAUCGUUGGCUAGCAUCAAACCUUCCUCCUGCUCUGCCUGAAGAAAUUUAUUUAUAUUCAUUUAGUGUCCACUUUUAGACAAAAUGCCGCUGGAGAAUCUCGAAGAAGAGGGUCUGCCCAAGAAUCCCGACCUGAGGAUAGCACAGCUGAAGUUCUUGCUGACCAUGGACGGCCAUCGCCAGGAUGCUAAAGUGAAGACGGAGCUGAUGGAUGCUAUUAAAGCUAACAACAUGGCCCCCUACUAUGAAAGCCUGUGCAAGGACCUCAAGUGGCAGCAGGAAGGUGACCUGCUCAGCAAAAUGAAGAAGGCCAACGAGGAGGAGCUGAAGAGGCUUGACGACGUGUUGGAGGAUGCUGAGAAGAACCUUGGAGAGAGCGAGAUCAGAGAUGCCAUGAUGGCCAGAGCCGAAUACCUGAUCAGGAUCGGCGACAAGGAAAGCGCCCUAACAGCCUUCAGGAAGACCUAUGACAAAACCGUGGCCCUGGGUCACCGACUGGACAUCGUCUUCUACCUGUUGAGGAUCGGCCUCUUCUACAUGGACAGUGACCUCAUCACACGCAACUCCGAGAAAGCCAAGAGCCUGAUCGAGGAGGGCGGUGACUGGGACAGGAGGAACCGGCUGAAAGUCUACCAGGGCCUGUACUGCGUGGCCAUCAGGGACUUCAAGCAAGCCGCCGAGCUCUUCCUGGACACAGUCUCCACCUUCACGUCCUACGAGCUCAUGGACUACAAGACCUUCGUCACCUACACGGUCUACGUGUGCAUGAUCGCCCUCAAACGGCCGAACCUGCGUGAAAAGGUAAUAAAAGGAGCGGAGAUCCUGGAGGUGCUGCACAGUCUGCCUGCCGUGCGUCAGUAUCUUUUCUCCCUCUACGAGUGUCGCUACUCCGUCUUCUUCCAGUCUCUGGCCACGGUGGAGCAGGAGAUGAAGAAGGACUGGCUCUUCGCCCCACAUUACCGCUACUAUGUGAGAGAGAUGAGGAUCCAGGCCUACAGCCAGCUGCUGGAGUCCUACCGCUCCCUCACCCUGGGCUACAUGGCCGAGGCCUUUGGCGUCAGCACCGAGUUCAUCGACCAGGAACUGUCUCGCUUCAUCGCUGCAGGACGCCUGCACUGCAAGAUCGAUAAAGUCAACGAAAUCGUGGAAACAAACCGACCUGACAGCAAGAACUGGCAGUACCAGGAGACCAUCAAGAAGGGGGACUUGCUGCUCAACAGAGUCCAGAAGUUAUCCAGAGUCAUCAACAUGUAAACAAAGUGCUUUUUUUCUUACACUUCCUAGUUUGUUUGAGAAAUGUGUAAAUAAUAAUAAAAGGUUUGACUUACUGUUUGAGGAA